AUGCCUAAUCAUCCUCGAGGUAGCCUUGCCCGGAUCGAAGCAAACUCUCACCGAACGGUAACAAUCGAGACGGAAUGGAGCAGCAGCAUAGCGGCUAAGUGCCACCCGCAAGAACAGUCGCCCAUCUUCCAAAUUCCAAAGGAGCUACGAGACGAAGUAUUCCGAUAUGCAACAGCGCCGUACGAGAGCCUUGACCGUUGUGACAAUUCCGACUUACUGGUCUGCUGCGCCGAGCAUGGCAUCAUCAGCCCUCCCCCAAUGCGGACUUUUGAGCCUAAGACAGGCUCCCUUCGGAAAGCCUCCGUCACAGCCAUCCUAGCUACGUGUAGGCGGGCAUGGCUAGAAGCAAAUGGUCUGCCUUUGCGUCAGGCUGUCCCUUCCUUCUGGCUGCAUGAGGGUGGUCGGCGUGGGCAGGAGGUCGCAUACGACACGCAGUCCCAACAAGGUGUCAUAAGCCGUACGAAUACUAUACGUCCACUCAACAAAGCCAUUGCUGACAUCUUCUUCAAGAUUCACCCAAAGGCUCACGACGAACAACCGGGCAGACCUCCAAAACCUCCAUUUUGUCGUGGAUACCUGGAAUUUCCGUCCUUACGUGGAGAAUGGCUGAGAGAAAACCCGGACUUGGAACUGGACUUCACUUGGAUCCUCACUAUGCUACAAUGCCCUGCUAUGCAAGACCUAUUAGAGCUACGAGUCGAGCUGGAAGCCAUAGAUGCGGCGGAUGAACCACUGUUAGAGUUCUUCCGCCGCCGCAUUAGGCAAGCAUUUCAGCCUAUCCAGACUGUUCGUUGCCUUGGCUGCAGAUGGAAUAUCGACCUACACGAAAGCGACUUGGGCAAGCUGGUCAAGCCACCGGACAGGAAGCCGUGUAAGAGAACGGUUAAUUGCGUUGCAGCCAUGGUUUGGACUGUUGUCGAAGCCAAGGAAGCUCGGACAAACUCUGACCACCACAAGUGUCGACCGAACCUGGAAGAACUGUUCACUAUUGGCUCCACUGGAAGCGAGGCGGAAUAUGAAGGCUAUGAUCAGGAACGCGUGGAGUCUUUGCAAUUAGAAGAGCUCCUUGAAAGCGAGAACCAGGUCCCUCAUCUGGAGUGCACACAGGACUGUCAUCUCUACCGUGAGAUGUACCUCGAGAAGUGGGCAAGACAGAACAGUUUGCUGAAGUUUGAGCCAGUCUCAUGA
Molecule: messenger RNA, 1188 nt
Organism: Saxophila tyrrhenica
Lineage: Eukaryota; Fungi; Ascomycota; Dothideomycetes; Mycosphaerellales; Extremaceae
Exons: 2
Coding region: 1-1188 (395 amino acids)
Source: RefSeq, a predicted model, not a curated record